Leopardus geoffroyi (Geoffroy's cat) is the source of this 1560-nucleotide messenger RNA. RefSeq names its product chymosin-like. The record is from RefSeq and is a predicted model, not a curated record. The transcript is spliced from 9 exons. Gene Ontology annotation, molecular function: aspartic-type endopeptidase activity. The coding region runs from base 300 to 1433 and encodes 377 amino acids. Gene Ontology annotation, biological process: proteolysis. Lineage: Eukaryota; Metazoa; Chordata; Mammalia; Carnivora; Felidae.
AAUACUCUUGGUGGUGUUAGAGGAGAAGAGAAUAAUACUAAGAUCUGGCAUUUCCUGAGUGCCUGCUGUCUACCAGGCACUUCGAGGGGCCUCAGUGGUCAUCACAAAAACCCUACGAGGUGGGAGAUGUUUACCGAUGAGGACCGUGAGGUUGGUGAUCACAAAACAAAGGCAAAGCAGGGGCGCCUGGCACACGGUGGGCCGAAAGGACUGAGGGCCACGUUCUCCAGUUCUGAAAACCCUGUGGCUCAGGCCUUGCAUUCUUCCCUUUCUACAAGGAUGCAGGGACUUGAGGAACCAUGCCAGGAAGGGGCUGGUUUUCCAGAUGCUCAAAGAGAGGAUAUGACAGGGUCCCUCUGCACAAGGGCAAAUCGCUGAGGAAGGCCUUGAAAGAGCACGGGCUGCUGGAGGACUUUCUGAAGGAACACCCAUAUGGCAUCAGAAAGAAGUACUCCAACUUAGCCAAGGUGCCCAACGAGCCCUUGGCCAACUUCUUGGAUUGUCAGUACUUUGGGAAGAUCUACAUCGGGACCCCGCCCCAGGAAUUCACCGUGGUGUUUGACACCGGCUCCUCGGACCUCUGGGUGCCCUCUGUCGACUGCAAGAGUUAUGCCUGCAAAAGCCAUCAUCGCUUUGACCCAUCCAAGUCCUCCACCUUCCAGAACCUGAACGAGCCCCUGUCCAUCCAGUACGGCACCGGCAGCAUGCAGGGCUUUCUGGGUCUCGAUACCGUCAUUGUCUCCUCCAUCGUGGACCCCCAGCAGACUGUGGGCCUGAGCACCCAGGAACCUGGCAACGUCUUUACCUACUCUGAGUUCGAUGGGAUCCUGGGGCUGGCCUACCCCUCUCUGGCCUCCGAGUACUCAGUGCCCGUGUUUGACAAUAUGAUGCAGAAGCACCUGGUGGCCAAAGACCUGUUCUCUGUUUACUUGGACAGGAAUGGCCCGGGGAGCAUGCUCACGCUGGGAGCCAUUGACCCUUCCUACUACACAGGCUCCCUGCACUGGGUGCCCGUGACCGUGCAGGAGUAUUGGCAGUUCACCGUGGACAGGGUUACGGUCAAUGGCGUGGUGGUGGCCUGCGAUGGUGGCUGCCAGGCCAUCCUGGACACAGGCACCUCCAUGCUGGUUGGGCCUAGCAGCGACAUCCUCAACAUCCAGACGGCCAUUGGAGCCACCCAGGACGAGUUUGGCCAGUUUGACAUCAACUGCGGGCAACUGAACAGCAUGCCUAUGGUGGUCUUUGAGAUCAACGGCAGGAAGUACCCACUGCCCCCCUCUGCCUACACCAGCCAGGAUCUGGGCUUCUGCGCCAGCGGUUUCCAGGGUGAGGGCGACGACCCGCUGUGGAUCCUGGGAGAUGUCUUCAUCCGGGAGUAUUACAGUGUCUUUGACAGGAUCAACAACCGCGUGGGGCUGGCCAAGGCCAUCUGAUUGCACCGCCGACCGUGGAACACGCAUGCACUCCCUAAGCACACAUGCGUGUGCACACACACACAUGCACACAUAUGGACCAGGUUUUCUGGCAGAUGGUUCUCAAUAAACACCAUAUCGCUGCAAA